Molecule: messenger RNA, 762 nt
Organism: Neoarius graeffei (lesser salmon catfish)
Lineage: Eukaryota; Metazoa; Chordata; Actinopteri; Siluriformes; Ariidae
Gene: pnocb
Product: prepronociceptin b
Exons: 2
Coding region: 22-762 (246 amino acids)
Biological process (GO): chemical synaptic transmission; neuropeptide signaling pathway; sensory perception
Cellular component (GO): plasma membrane; axon terminus; dendrite
Molecular function (GO): opioid receptor binding
Source: RefSeq, a predicted model, not a curated record
GUUUUCCGCGGUGACGAAGCCAUGAAGACGCCACUUUGGGUCCUUCUGUUGUUGAGUUUGUGUGUCCCUAGUCGCAGUGACUGCCAAGGUGAUUGUUUAACCUGCGCACUUCUCCUGCCUCCCCAGCAAACUUUCAACACCCUUGUGUGUUUGCUGGAAUGUGAGGCCCAGGCGUUCCCAGCUCAUAGCUGGGAUCUCUGCUACCAAGUGGUGGGUCUAAACCCAGCCGCAUUGCCAUCACCUGAUUUAUCGAAGCGUACAGAAGACGAGAAAAAGCCUCUGGCCAUAAUGAAGAUGGAGGAUGAAGGCAUGGAAUACUCAGAAGCUUUGGAGCGAUUCCGCCACAUGGCUCAGGCGCUCAGCGGUCACGAACCUUCCGAGGAGGAGCAAAAAUCGGAUCAGUUUGAGGAAACCUAUGACCUGGGGCUUGACUCCAAUAUGGAGGAUGAGGAGGAGCAAGACACAGUUGAUAAGGGGGAAGAGCAGGACCAAGAUGGCGCCACCGCCCUCAAUCUGUCCAAACGCUUUGGUGGUUUUAUGAAAGGUCGCCAUGGCUUCCGUAAGCUGGUGAGCUCCGGGAGACCCCUGCAGAAGCGCUACGGUGGCUUCAUAGGGAUCCGCAAGUCAGCCCGCAAGUGGAACAACCAGAAGCGGGUGAGCCAGCUGUUGAGGCAGUACCUGAGUCUCACCGCACGCACGGGCCGCUCAGGCCACUUCGCCAACCUGUCUGCAGCUGCAGUUCGACAAAAGAAUGAGGUUUAA